Messenger RNA from Dioscorea cayenensis subsp. rotundata (Guinea yam), 2146 nucleotides. RefSeq names its product LRR receptor kinase BAK1-like. Gene Ontology annotation, molecular function: protein kinase activity; ATP binding; protein binding. The transcript has 11 exons. Gene Ontology annotation, biological process: protein phosphorylation. Bases 1 to 1860 code for a protein of 619 amino acids. NCBI's taxonomy places the organism in Eukaryota, Viridiplantae, Streptophyta, Magnoliopsida, Dioscoreales, Dioscoreaceae. The record is from RefSeq and is a predicted model, not a curated record.
AUGGCGGCUUGGUUUCUCUGGUUUUUGUUGGUUUUGCAGCCGUUCUCUAGCGUUUAUGCUAAUACGGAAGGUGAUGCAUUGCAUAGUUUACGAACCAGCUUAAAUGACCCUAACAAUGUGCUGCAGAGCUGGGAUCCUACCCUUGUCAAUCCAUGCACUUGGUUCCAUGUUACAUGUAAUAAUGACAAUAGUGUUAUUAGAGUUGAUCUUGGAAACGCAGCACUCUCUGGUACAUUAGUUCCUCAACUUGGUCAGCUGAAAAAUUUGCAAUACCUUGAACUUUACAGCAACAAUAUAAGUGGAACUAUUCCCAGCGACCUUGGAAAUUUAACAAAUCUGGUCAGUUUGGAUCUCUACUUAAACAACUUCACUGGUGGAAUCCCCGACACACUGGGAAAGCUCACAAAAUUGCGAUUCCUUCGGCUCAACAACAAUACUUUAUCUGGUCAAAUUCCUCAAUCAUUAACUGGUAUCCAAGAACUCCAAGUUCUGGAUCUGUCAAACAACAAUCUAUCUGGACCAGUUCCAUCCACUGGAUCCUUCUCUCUUUUCACUCCUAUCAGUUUUCAGAACAACCCACUUUUAUGUGGUCCUGGGACAUCAAAACCUUGUCCGGGUGCUCCUCCAUUCUCUCCUCCACCUCCAUUUGUUCCACCUUCGCCGCCCUCAUCUGCAGGAAGUAGUGCCUCUAGUACUGGAGCAAUUGCUGGAGGAGUUGCUGCAGGUGCUGCUUUGCUGUUUGCUGCCCCUGCCAUUGGAUUUGCAUGGUGGCGUCGUCGUAAACCGCAAGAAUAUUUCUAUGAUGUGCCUGCUGAAGAGGAUCCAGAAGUUCAUUUGGGCCAGCUUAAAAGAUUUUCUCUGCGAGAACUACAAGUUGCAACUGAUAGUUUCAGCAAUAAGAAUAUUUUGGGCAGAGGUGGGUUUGGAAAGGUAUACAAAGGACGACUUGCAGAUGGUUCACUAGUGGCAGUAAAGAGACUCAAAGAAGAACGCACGCCUGGAGGGGAGCUUCAAUUUCAGACAGAAGUUGAGAUGAUUAGUAUGGCUGUACAUCGGAAUCUGCUUCGGCUCCGUGGAUUUUGCAUGACAUCAACAGAAAGAUUACUUGUUUAUCCGUUUAUGUCAAAUGGAAGUGUUGCAUCAUGCUUAAGAGAGAGAACACCAUCUCAACCUCCUCUCGAUUGGCCAACCAGGAGACGAAUUGCACUUGGAUCUGCAAGAGGGCUGUCCUACUUGCAUGAUCAUUGUGAUCCAAAGAUCAUACAUCGUGAUGUCAAAGCUGCAAAUAUUUUAUUGGAUGAAGAGUUUGAGGCAGUCGUGGGGGAUUUUGGUUUGGCCAAACUAAUGGAUUACAAGGAUACCCAUGUGACAACUGCUGUACGUGGAACUAUUGGACACAUUGCUCCAGAGUACUUGUCAACAGGAAAAUCUUCUGAAAAGACCGAUGUCUUUGGGUAUGGAAUAAUGCUCUUGGAGCUCAUUACAGGACAAAGAGCAUUUGAUCUCGCCCGGCUUGCCAAUGAUGAUGAUGUCAUGUUGCUCGACUGGGUGAAAGGGCUUUUGAAAGAGAAAAAGCUAGAGCAGUUGGUUGAUCCAGAUCUGCAGAACAGCUAUGUGGAGGCAGAGGUGGAGUCACUCAUCCAAGUUGCUCUUCUCUGCACACAGGGAUCCCCUAUGGACAGGCCCAAGAUGUCAGAGGUGGUGAGAAUGCUGGAAGGUGAUGGCCUUGCAGAGAGAUGGGAGGAAUGGCAAAAGGUGGAAGUGGUGCAACAAGAGUUGGAGUUGGGUCAUCCCAACUCUGAAUGGAUUCUUGAUUCAACUGAGAACCUUCGCGCAGUUGAGCUAUCUGGUCCGAGGUGACCUUGUUAGAAAGUUAGGAAAAAGGAAGAUUAGUAACAACCUCAUUUUGGCCUUCCCUGAAUCUUUUAUAAUCUGAUAGUGUAUCUAAGUAACUCACAUUUAUGUAUAUGAACAUCCGGUGUUUUUCUGUAUCAUCUGCAGCAAUUUGUUGAUGAUACAUUAUAUUCUCCUUUUGUUUAUUCUCUAAUGAGCUUGUGGUGUAGCAGCUCUUCUCUUGCCAGGGCUAAAUUAUGAGGAUUGGACAAGACAAGAUAUUCUGAAGAAAAGAGUUGAUUUCAAGUACUAA